This is a messenger RNA of Colletotrichum graminicola M1.001, 1206 nucleotides long. RefSeq lists its product as uncharacterized. The transcript has 3 exons. Bases 1 to 1206 code for a protein of 401 amino acids. NCBI's taxonomy places the organism in Eukaryota, Fungi, Ascomycota, Sordariomycetes, Glomerellales, Glomerellaceae. The record is from RefSeq and is a predicted model, not a curated record. Gene Ontology annotation, molecular function: protein binding; 6-phosphogluconolactonase activity.
AUGCGGUUUGCUUCUGUGAUCAUGUCAGUCACCGCCGCUUCGGCCGCAGUCAUCAGCAGACAGGAUGCGCCCCCCUCCACCGCCAAGGUCUUGAUUGGUGCCCCUGGGACAAUUGCUGUUGCCGACUUUGACGGCAAGGAGUUCAAGAUCGUUGCCAACGACUCCCGGCCUGGCACCGGUCCCAGCUGGAUGGCGUUUAAGGAGCCUAAUCUCAUCUACGCCGUUGACGAGAACUCGAACAGCACACGUUUGUUCAACUUCAACACUGCUACAAAUGAGCUUAAUCUUGUCCAGGCUGCCAACGGCUCGGCUGGUGUUGUAUCCCUCGAGUUCAAUGCUGACAAGACCCGUCUCGUGGGCGCUUCCUUCGGCCAAGGCACUGUAGAUGUCUGGGACAUCUCUGAGGCGAGCUCCCUCAAGCUCCUGAAGCAAAUCACCCUCGGUGGCACUGUCGGCCCCAACAAGGCUCGCCAGGACCAGUCGCGCGCCCACCAGGCUGUCCUUGACCCCUCCGGUCGCUUCUUCGCCAUCAACGAUCUCGGCACCGACAGCGUCGUCAUUAUCGACUCCAAGGAUGACGCCUACGAGAUUACCUCUCGCAACAGCGUCGGCACUGCUGGCUGCGGUCCCCGGCACGGCGCCUGGUACCCUCCCAAAGCCGACAAGCCGUUGGCCUAUAUCGUCGCUUGCGAGCUGACCAACACCCUCGAGGUCUUGUCCGUCUCCAACAACGGUUCCUCCAUCUCCCUCAUCCGCACCCAGGAGCUCAGCACCUACGGCGAGGCCUUCCCCCCGGCCAACGCCACCAGCGCCGCGGCCGGUGAAAUCGUCAUCUCGGGAGACGGCAAGGACGUCUACGUCUCCAACCGUCUCACCGGCAACGCGACUGACUCCAUCUCCCACUUCAAGAUCACGCAGCAGGCAGCCAAGGCCGGUUCCCCCUGCAAGGCGGCCGGCGGUGGCAUCACACUCGAGUUCGUCGAGGCCAUCUCCUCUGGCGGCCAGAUCCCACGCAUGUUCAGCCUGUCCACAGACGACAAGACGCUCUUCUCCACGAACCAGCAGGGAGACGGCGCUCUUGGCUUGUUGGCGCUCAACCGUGCCCCCGAUGCGGGCAAGCUGACUGCGACCGCCGUGGCGUCCCUGCCCGUGACGCUCUUCGGACCUGAGGGCUUUGGACCCCAGUUUGUCAAGCAGAUUGUCUGA